AGAGAGCAAGCAAAGCAAGCAAGGAAGGAAGGAUGUUCUACUCGCACACAAUCUUGGCUCGGAAGGGCCCAUUGGGAACCGUAUGGUGCGCAGCCCAUCUGCAGCACAGACUCAAGAAGUCCCAUUACGCCGCCACCGACAUCCCCUCCACCGUCGAUCGCAUCAUGUUUCCCGAGGUUCCUAUUGCACUCAGAAUGUCAGGGCACCUCCUACUAGGGGUUGUUCGGAUUUACUCAAAGAAAGUCGAGUAUCUUCACCAGGACUGUAACGUUGUAUUGAAUGGCCUCAAAAAGGCCUUUGCUUCUAUAGACCUGAGCUUGCCAGAGAACGCAAUGCAAGCACCGCUUCAGUCUAUCACUUUGCCUGAAACAUUAUGCCUUGAUGCUUUGGAUUGCGGUCCCGACUUUGAUUAUGACGGGGCUCACAAUGAUCAUCUAGGGAAUCAGGAGGAUAUCACGUUAACAGAACAAUUUCCCAUUGCAACAAACCCUUAUGUUGCUAUAACUUUUGACGAGGAUAUCCGGAUGGAGGAUCUAUCGCAUCAAAUAGAGGAUUUUGGUUCACAUGUUACCCCUAUGGAUGUGGACACCAUCCCCCCACAUCCGGAACAGGGUACUCAUAGUCCGGUCAAUCUGACAGAUGAACGAACAAGACAUAAUGACGAGGUAAACCUUCAAGGUUCUCAAGGAAUUUCUGGUGUUCCUAGUCCGACAGACGAACAACGGAGGCCUAGCGAUGAUUUUACCCUUCCAGACUGUCCAGAAAAGGAGACUCAGAAGGAUUUUGGAUGUCAAGAUCCUGGACCAAGUCAGCCUACAGAAAUUCUUAAUUUGAGUCAUAGAGACAACAGUUCCCCUGAAAAUGUUCCAGAAAUAGAAGCUCAACGCAAUGCAGUUUCUGAUAUUAGCUCAGAAACCUUUCCAUUUGCUUCCAGUCAUAGGAAUGAUGUUACUGAACAACAUGACCCACCAACAAAUGAGAAAGCCAUUCUUUCUCCAAUUAUGGAGGGAAGUAUACAUUCUGUUGGGCCAUCUCCAGCGGUCCAGCCAAGUUCAGAAACACUAGCUUCUGUUGCUUCUUUGUCAGAGGACCGACAGAAUAUUAAUACAUCUGUUUCAGUUGCAAUCCAAUCAACACCUCGUAUUGAACAGCCACCUCUUGAACAGCCACUUAUUGAGCAGCCAAGACCAAGGAAAAGAAAAAAGCAGUACUUUGAUGAUCCUGUUGUAUUAUCUAAUAAGUUUAUUGGGAAGAGACUUAAAGAUGCCAGUGAUAUAAUCCGCAAAAGGAAGAAACUUCCGUCCUCUGCAUUGGGUAUUUGGAAGUUGAAAAACGUUUUAAGAAAGGAACAAGUGUUCCUUCAGCCUUCAUUAACCGGGUUGUGCUCUGAUCUUAGUAACAUUUAUGACAAAACAUACAUAUCUACAAAAUCCCAUUUGUUUGAGGAAGCUCUUCCAGACCCUAGGCCAACGUCUCCUUCUCCCACAACCGAAGUGGUCUCAGAAGAUGCGGCUGCAGUGUCUCCUCUUCCUCCUUUCUCUCCUGUUACAAUUGAUGUCUCCCCAGAGCACAGAGUUGGAGACUCUGUCCCUGCCAAUGAAUCUUCCCCAGUGAAGGGUCUACAAUCCCCUUCUUCUCCUGCAACUGGGUGUGGCCAAGACGCUGAACAAUUUAGAGGUGUUGAACAUGAUGGGGUUUUGCCCGAUUCGCCUACAAUCAAGCGUUCUCUGAUGAUAGAUGACUUUACUCCUGCCCCAUCACCAAAAGUGGGAUCAGCUUCAGUUCAUUCAUUUGAAAUAAAUACUGGAACUCAAAUACUGCAGACACCAGAUUUACAAGUGUCAACUGGAUCUGAAUUUGGAACACCGACAAUGUUAGGAGAGGGGGUACAUCCUGAUUACACUGUUCCUUCACAUAACCCUGUGUCAAUGACUGCAGAAGCAGAAGAUCUUUGGUUUCUGGAAGCAGAUGAUCGUACACCAGCUGGUUCUCAAGGGACAGAAGGAGUUGAUUCAUUGUCGGUCAGAACCAGGGCUGUAGCUCAAUAUUUGAAAAGCCAAUCUCCAGAAGACCUAUCCAGUGAUCUCAGCUUGAACAAAAUUUUAGAAGGAAAAAGAAGAAAGCUAUGUGCUCGAAUGUUCUUUGAAACACUGGUCUUGAAGAGUUAUGAUCUUAUUGAUGUAAAACAAGAAGUUCCUUAUGGUGACAUUAGUCUGAAGUUGACUCAAACCCUCUCAAAGGCUCAAAUCUAAGAUGAUCCGAGGUUGAUGAUGUGCUUUUGGCUUUCACAUAUAUAGUUUUGCAGGAAUUGCCAGGUCACAGAAUAAAGAAGGGAGCUCAGGAGUUUGUACAGCAAUUGCAAAGAAAUUUUGAUCUUAUAGAGAAGUUUAGUCCACAUGUGUAGUUAGUAGAGGUUGUGGUAAAUUAUUCUUAUCAUGUUCUAGUGAAUCCAGUUCACCAUAUAUAAAUCUAUAAAUUGUUCCGCACUUUCGCAUAUCUAAUUUAUAUAGAAAAUGGCAAAUUUAUUAGGUAUUUUCAUCGAACUUUUGUACCUU
Rosa rugosa (rugosa rose) is the source of this 2555-nucleotide messenger RNA. Its product is annotated as sister chromatid cohesion 1 protein 3. The transcript has 14 exons. Gene Ontology annotation, biological process: mitotic sister chromatid cohesion; synaptonemal complex assembly; replication-born double-strand break repair via sister chromatid exchange. The record is from RefSeq and is a predicted model, not a curated record. Gene Ontology annotation, cellular component: cohesin complex; synaptonemal complex. The coding region runs from base 33 to 2252 and encodes 739 amino acids. Gene Ontology annotation, molecular function: protein binding; chromatin binding. Lineage: Eukaryota; Viridiplantae; Streptophyta; Magnoliopsida; Rosales; Rosaceae.